AUGCUAAAGGUAUUGAAAGGACUUAACUAUGUACAUAGUCAGAAUGUUGUGCACCGCGACAUCAAACCAGAAAACAUUUUGCUCUCAGCCAAUGGUAUAAUCAAGAUUUGCGACUUUGGGGUGUCCCGCAUGUUUAGCAAAGACCGAACAUUAGACCUCAGCACUGAGAUGGGUACUGUCUGGUACCAAGCCCCAGAAAUGCUGAUGGAUUCAACAAAAUAUGAUACUACUGUGGACAUUUGGUCAGUCGGCAUUUUAUUCACGGAAUUGGUCAACAAGAUGCCUCUUGUCGCUGAAGACACAGUCACCAGUCAAUUGUAUGGCAUUACAAAAAUACUGGGAUGUGACAACUGUGACUUGAUAGUUGUAGACAAGUACUUACGUAAACACGGUUAUAGCCUCAAUUUAGAGGCUAGUUAUGCACCAUUGUCUCAAUCUUAUACAGCCUCGAAAACUGCAAUGGCACUUCGAAAAGUGUAUGCCUGUUGGCCGAUAUACUUGGUGGAAAUAGUGACAUAUUGUCUGCAGUUUAACCCAGUUAACCGUAAGAAUGCUGCACAGUUACUGGACAUGAAGUUUUUCACUGCCGGAACGUUUUUGUCCCGCUUUAAUAAGGAGAUGAAAAUCAAACUGAAAUAUGACAAUGCAAGAUACCAAUGA
This is a messenger RNA of Acyrthosiphon pisum (pea aphid), 660 nucleotides long. RefSeq names its product cyclin-dependent kinase-like 2. The record is from RefSeq and is a predicted model, not a curated record. Gene Ontology annotation, molecular function: protein serine/threonine kinase activity; ATP binding. Gene Ontology annotation, biological process: protein phosphorylation. Lineage: Eukaryota; Metazoa; Arthropoda; Insecta; Hemiptera; Aphididae. Gene Ontology annotation, cellular component: nucleus. The transcript has 2 exons. Bases 1 to 660 code for a protein of 219 amino acids.